Anarrhichthys ocellatus (wolf-eel) is the source of this 6160-nucleotide messenger RNA. RefSeq names its product PHIP subunit of CUL4-Ring ligase complex (gene phip). NCBI's taxonomy places the organism in Eukaryota, Metazoa, Chordata, Actinopteri, Perciformes, Anarhichadidae. Gene Ontology annotation, cellular component: nucleus. The record is from RefSeq and is a predicted model, not a curated record. The coding region runs from base 144 to 5687 and encodes 1847 amino acids. The transcript has 40 exons. Gene Ontology annotation, molecular function: protein binding. Gene Ontology annotation, biological process: cytoskeleton organization; regulation of transcription by RNA polymerase II; regulation of cell shape.
AUACACGACGCAGCCGGGACUCCGUGUGAGCGGAGCUGAAUGGAGGCAGCCUCUCUUCCUGGUGGAUAAACAGUGACAGCUACAGGGCAGCCACUUAGACCCGCCACACAGGCUCUGCCGCUGCCCUGGCAAACAACACCAAAAUGGCUUCAGACAGUACACUCAUCGCGCAGUUGACUUCUGAACUGUACUUCCUAAUAGCCCGAUUUCUAGAAGCUGGACCGUGUCAGAAAGCAGCCGAGACCCUGAUAAGGGAGGUGGAGGAGAAGGAGCUGCUCCCCAUAAGGCUGGACUGGACCGGGCAGGAGCACCCCGGGACCUACGAAAAUUUGGUAAAGCUUCACCGGCACAUCAGUCCAGACCACCUGCUGCAGGUCUGCUCCAGAGUUUGUCCCCUGCUGGAGACGGAGGUCCCCGCCAGCGUGCCUGGACUCAGCAGCCUGCUGGGGGCCGGCCGGCAGAAUCUCCUCCGCACCAGCAAGAGCUGCAAGCAUGUCGUGUGGAAGGGCUCGGCGCUGGCUGCGCUGCACUGUGGACGCCCGCCGGAGCCGCCCGUUAUCUACGGGAGCCCACCUAGCAUUGUCGAGACGAGCUUCGGCCGCCGACUGAACGGCUCCUACCGCCUCCGGCACCUGGUGCCCACGGUCGUGUACCUGCACAUGAAGAUGCACAAGAGGAUCCUGGGACACCUGUCGUCAGUGUACUGCGUCACCUUCGACAGGACGGGGCGGCGCAUCUUCACGGGCUCAGACGACUGCCUGGUGAAGAUCUGGGGAACGGACAACGGCCGUUUGCUGGCGACGCUGCGCGGCCAUGCUGCCGAGAUCUCCGACAUGGCCGUCAGCUACGAGAACACCAUGAUCGCCGCCGGGUCCUGUGACAAGACCAUCAGGGUGUGGUGCUUACAGACCUGCGCCCCUCUGGCCGUCCUGGAGGGACACACGGCCUCCAUCACCUCACUGCAGUUUUCGCCUCUCUGUUGCGGCUCAAAGCGCUACCUGUCCUCCACCGGUGCCGACGGCAUCAUCUGCUUCUGGCAGUGGGACGCACGCACGCUCAAGUUCUGUCAGAGGCCCAGUAAAUUCACAGAGCGCUCCAGACCUGGUGUCCAGAUGAUCUGCUCCUCCUUCAGCGCCGGUGGUAUGUUCCUGGCCACAGGAAGCACGGAUCACAUCAUUCGGGUGUACUACUUCGGGUUAGGCCAACCAGAGAAGAUCUCUGAACUUGAAUCCCAUACAGACAAAGUUGACAGCAUCCAGUUCUCUCAUUGCAGUGACAGGUUUGUAAGCGGCAGCAGGGAUGGUACAGCACGGAUCUGGCAGCUGCAGCCUCAGGGCUGGAGGAGCAUUCUGCUGGACAUGCAGACCAAAUUACCCGGGAAGUACAACCCUCCUCCGCUGGAAGACAAGGUGACCAAGCUGAAGGUUACAAUGGUGGCGUGGGAUCGCCACGACGGCAUGGUGAUCACGGCGGCCAACAAUCUGACGCUGAAGGUGUGGAACUCCACCACUGGCAACCUCGUCCACGUCUUGAUGGGUCACGAGGACGAGGUGUUUGUCCUGGAGCCGCACCCCUUUGACCCAAGAAUCCUGUUCUCAGCGGGGCAUGAUGGGAACUGCAUUGUGUGGGACCUGGCCAGGGGAGUCAAGAUCCGCUCCUAUUUCAACAUGAUCGAGGGCCAAGGGCAUGGAGCGCUGUUUGACUGCAAAUGUAGUCCAGAUGGGCAGCAUUUUGCAGCCACCGACUCCCAUGGACACUUGCUCAUCUUUGGCUUCGGCUCCAGUAGCAAGUACGACAAGAUAGCGGACCAGAUGUUCUUCCAUACCGACUACCGGCCGCUGAUCCGGGAUGCCAACAAUUACGUGCUGGACGAGCAGACUCAGCAGGCGCCACACCUGAUGCCCCCUCCCUUCCUGGUGGACGUGGACGGGAACCCCCACCCCCCCAGAUACCAGCGGCUGGUGCCCGGCAGGGAGGGCUGCAGGGACGAGCAGCUCAUCCCGCAGAUGGGGGUCACUUCCUCAGGCCUGAACCAAGUGGUGAGUGAGCAGGCGGUGGACGGUUCCAGUCCUCUGGACACGAUGAUUCAGAGGCUGCUGCAGGAACAGGACCAGAGACUGGGAACAAAUGACACCAGGUCCAACAGAGGAUCGGUGGGUUCGCCCACGGAGGUGCACUCUCCGCCCAACGUGGGUCUGCGUCGCAGCGGGCAGAUCGAGGGCGUCCGCCAGAUGCACAGUAACGCCCCGCUCAGCCAGAUGGCCACAGAGGGAGACCUGGUGGCCUGGAGCCGCAGGGUGCUGGUCCCCGAGCUGGAGGACGCCUCCGUCAGGAGACAGAUCACCUGGCGUGAGGCUAAAGGGGAGGAGGAGAUCAAUAUUUAUCAGUCAGAAAGGAGGCGACGUACCAUCCACUCCCUCCCUAAGGAGAGCAGGGGUCAUCAGACAUCUGAGUCGGUUGACGAAGCGAGGAGGAGCCAGGGUAACCACGGCUACCACACGCGUGCCGCCAUGGAGGAGACGAGCCGCCAGAGCGCCGAGGCUGCCGAUGACGACGAAGACACCUCGGAGGGAGAGGUGGAGGUGCGUCAAAUCAACGGGCAUUCCUCAGAGGAGGAGAAGGAGGAGGCGCAAAAGGAGCCCUGGCCGGAUGACCACAGUAGUUCGAGCGACUACUCCAGCGAUUACUCCGACUGGACGGCGGACGCGGGGAUCAACCUCGAGCCGCCCAAGAAGAGCGUGAAAGUGAAGAAGAAAAGCAGCGGCUCCGAGGAGGACGGAGAGAAGAAGAGGGACGGGAAGAAAGAGAGAAAGAAAGACAAAGCAGACAAGGACGAGGUGUUACCAAAGAAGCAGCAGCCAAAGGAGAAGAGGAAGAGGACAGAGUUUCAGGAGCAAGGGCUGACUCUGGAGGAGUGGCUUCCUUCUGCCUGGAUCACAGACACAGUCCCCCGGAGAUGUCCUUACAUACCCCAGAUGGGAGACGAGCUAUACUACUUCAGACAGGGCCAUGAAGCCUAUGUGGAGAUGGCGAAACAAAAGAAGAUUUACAGCAUCAAUCCCAAGAAGCAGCCCUGGCACAAGAUGGAGCUACGGGAGCAGGAGUUGAUGAAGAUAGUGGGCAUCAAGUACGAGGUCGGCUUGCCCACACUGUGCUGUCUGAAGCUUUCCUUCCUGGACCCCGACACCGGCAAACUGACCGGAGGAUCCUUCUCCAUGAAAUACCACGACAUGCCUGAUGUCAUCGACUUCCUGGUACUGCGCCAGCAGUUUGACAAUGCCCGAAAGAGGCAGUGGAGCAUAGGUGACAGGUUUCGGUCAGUGAUUGAUGACGCCUGGUGGUUUGGGACCAUUGAGAGCCAGGAGCCCUUCCAGCCUCAGUACCCUGACAGCCUGUUUCAGUGCUACAAUGUCUGCUGGGACAAUGGAGACACGGAAAAGAUGAGUCCUUGGGACAUGGAGCCUAUCCCUGAUGAUGCCACCUUCCCUGACGAGUUGGGCACGAGCGUCCCGCUGGUAGAAGAGGAGCAGAAGGAGCUGCUGUACGUCCCGCUGGACGGGGAAUGGGGCUGCCGCACACGCGCAGAGGAGUGCGAGCGCAUCAUCAAAGCCAUCGACCAGCUGUGCACGCUCGAUGUGGCAGCGCCGUUUGCCUUUCCAGUGGACCUCCAAGCCUACCCCACAUACUGCACGGUGGUGGCCUACGUCACUGACCUCAGCACCAUACGCGAAAGGCUGGUGAACCGUUGCUACAGGCGACUGUCCUCUCUGAUGUGGGAGGUUCGUUACAUCGAACACAACGCCCAAGCGUUCAAUGAGCCCGGAGCGUUCAUCGUCACAACUGCCAAGUUUGUCUCCGACCUCAUGCUGCAGUUCAUAAAGGACCAGAAUAUGACCACCCUCAUGCCCCUCUAUAAAUCUAUGAAGAAGGCUACCUUCUCUGACUCUGAAGACGAGGAUGAUGAGGAGGAGGAUGAAGAUACUAAUACUCCUGGAACAUCCACGCGAAACCAUAAGGGUCGACGACCCACGCAGCGGCAGCUGCGGACCCGGCCCCCGUCGUAUGACCCCCAUGCCUGGCGCGGUCGCUGUAAGGAGCUGCUGGAUCUCACCUUUCAGUGUGAAGACUCGGAGCCCUUCAGAGAACCCGUGGACCUACAGGAAUACCCGGACUACCUGCAAAUAGUUGACUCACCGAUGGACUUCAGCACCGUUCUCAAGACACUCAAAGAAGGAAAGUACCAAUCUCCCAUUGAGCUCUGCAAAGAUGUCCGGCUCAUUUUCAGCAACUCCAAAGCUUACACGCCCAGUAAGAAGUCUCGGAUCUACAGUAUGAGUCUGAGGCUCUCUGCUCUGUUUGAGGAGCAUGUCAGCUCCAUCCUUGCCGACUACAAGGCCAUCCACGGCCUGACGAAUAAACUGACCAGGCAGGGCACAGACAGACAGGCACGACACACUACGGACAGGCCGACACGGCACGCCAUGAAGAGGAGGAGGAGGAGGAGCGAAUCUCCAACGAGCAGCACCGCGUCCAGUCCAGAGAGAAAGAGGCGUGUAUCAUCCAGGGUGAGCGGAAAAAAGGAGCCAUCACCGCCUCCGCCGCCUUCACGGCUCUCCUCUCUGAGACAGAGCAUCCCCGUCAAACAGCCCCCUCAGCUGGUCAACGGGAAGGCUGACACGCCGACCGCAGGGCGCACACGGAGCGCGGCGCGGCAUUCUGCACACUCUCCGCCCUCCUCAUCCUCCUCACAUAAUGCCGCAAGCAGCACUCAGAGCCCAGCAGAGUCUACUCGCUCACUGAGGACUCAUAACUCUGCGUCAGCCUCAUCGACAUCAGCUUCUGAGAAGGUGACACCCUCUCCAGCCGCAGAAAGUAGCAGUGGAGGAAGCACCCGGAGGAAACUCAGGACUCCUGUACGACUCACGCCUGGCUCCACUGCCAGCCCUCCAUCUCAGAGCACAGUCCACCUGAAUGGCCACAGUAGUCAUGUGAGCCUGGGAGUGGGCAGGAGGGGGCGGAAAUCCAAAGUGGAGCCACCAUCGAGUCCUCCAGAAGUCACGACUCCGGGGAGCCCGUCCAGAACCCGAGGCCGCCCUGCGGGCAAGAAGAGGGGCAGGAAGAGCAAGCAGGAGCAGGAGGAGAUGAGAAGGAGCGGCAAACGCAGGAGCUCCACCCCUGACGACGAGCUCGACCAAUCGACGGGGGACGAAGGUGGGGCGUUGUCUGCACAGGAAACAUCUGUGCUGUCGGACUCUGGCACGGCGUCGACGCCGAGGCGGCGCGGACGGCCCCGAGCGGUCAGGAAUGAAGAAGCCACACCUCCUGCUGAGUCACCCGAGCCCUCGCCACUGAGGAGGAGCAGCAGGAGAGCCAUCGAGGAGGUCACGCCUUCUCCGCAGACCGCUCCUCAGCGAUCCAAACGGAGGGAGUCUCCAGAGGACGAGGAGGGGGACGAGGAGGGGGACGAGGAGGGGGACGAGGAGGGGGACGAGGCAGGGGACGAGGCGGGAGGGUCGAUGCGCACACGCAACCAGGGGCGACGGUCUGCCUGGUACGUGGAGGAGGACUCCGAGGAGGAGCAGAGGCAGCUGUUGUUUGAGGACUCGUCCAUCACUUUCGGCACCUCCUCAAAGGGACGCGUCCGUAAGUUGACAGAAAAGGCCAAAGCCAACCUCAUAGGCUGGUAACAGAGGCAACCGAACCGACGCACAAGGAUGCGAGGAGGAGGCCGAUGGCCAUGACGGAGAAGAAGUCGGGAUGAGAUUUCUCUUCUCUCUUCCGCGUCGGCUGAGUCGAGGGAGUCAUGCUCUGUGUUGUUACGCGUCUGUGUGCGUGUUCGUCCCGGGAGCUGCUUGUCCAGCUGCUGCUGUUCAAAGCUGUGGCGAUGGAGAGACGGAGACAGCGGCAGUUAUCUGUGCGCUCCUCCUUCCUCUUGGCACAUUGCUGCUGCCAAACCGGCGGCUUCCCGACAACGCAUGUUCAUCUGUCCCAACUCCUCCGACAUUAUUGGUCCAUGUUGGACCCCACGGGAGCUCACUGACUCCAUCGCUGGUGGUCCUGGGAGUCGCUCCUGUCCAGUGAACCACUCUUCACCUCCGUCUGCCCUUAAACACUGUUGGCGUUGGACCGGGCAAAAAAAAAAAAAAAAAAAAAAAAAAAA